AAAUCAAGGGGGGAGGUGGAAUCACCCCCGCCCCCCGUGGAAAGCAAAGCCCAGAAAGUGAAUGGAGUGAAGGGGGGGUGGAAGGGGGAAAGAGAGUCACUCCAGCAGCCCCCCCCCCUUGCAGCUCAUGGGGAGGUGGCCUGUGUGGUGCUGCUGAUGAUCCCUCUGCAGUUCCUCCCAAGCCAAGAGAAACUUUUUUUCCUUCUUUCUGCAAAAGAAGGAGAUUUUGAAGGGACUGAAGGCAGUUGUCAACCUCCUUGCCAGAAAUAGCUUUGCUGUGCCCUCAUGCGAAGGAGAGAUGGUGGUCCCUGGAGGAGGAGGAGGAGGAGGAAAGGGGGGAAGCAGAUCUGCCUGGAGCAUUAGGAGGAAAGAGGGGUGCCUUUCGGAUGUUUGGCUCCUUUCCUAUAAGGAAAGCCUCUGUCAAGAGCUCGAAUAAUCCCUUUUCCUUAGUGAAAUGCCUCCAUGACUUGGGGGUGUCCUACUUCAAGCACAGAACCACGUUUUUGCUUUGCAGUACUCAGUGGCCCCACCGGUUACAGCAGUUCCUGUCUGUUGGUGAAACAACUUUGGGCUUCUUGGAGCCUCCCUUUGGAGCACAGAAUUUGAGAUGGAAAUGCAAGACUCAGGUGGCCCAGAGACCAUCAAGGCUGGGAGCAGUCAGGAAUUCUGGAAAAGUAGUCUGCUGGAAAUCCUGCACAAGGACACGCUCCCUUCAGAUGUACAGUGCCAGCGCUUCAGGCAGUUCCACUACCAGGAUGUUGAGGGGCCUCGACAGGUGUGCAGCCAACUCCACCACCUUUGCCAUCAGUGGCUCAAACCAGAGCAGCACACAAAACACCAGAUCCUAGACCUUGUGAUCCUAGAGCAGUUUCUGACCAUCCUGCCCCCAGAGAUGGAGAGCUGGGUGAGAGAAUGUGGAGUAGAGACCAGUUCUCAGGCGGUGGCCCUGGCAGAAGGUUUCCUCCUGAACCAGGAAGAGGCCAAGAAGCAGGAAGAGCAGCAGGUGCAGGGGCGGCUCACAAAAGUGUCUGCAGCUGAUUCUGAGGCAGAGAAGGCUCUAUCAGAUGCCAGACCGAGGCUGCUUCAUGAGGGGAACUCCCAGGAGGAUCAUGCAGAUGCCGCCUCACUAGUUCAUGGAACACCACUGGAAGUGCUGACAAGGUUAUGGCUCCCAUGUAUUGAUGGAGAAAGAGAUUGUACACAAGCAGAUCAGGGUGCCGUGUCCUUUGAGGAGGUGGCUGUGCAUUUCACGGAGGAGGAGUGGGCUCUGCUGGAUGCAGACCAAAGAGCCCUGCACAGAGCAGUCAUGGAGGAGAAUAGGCAGAAUAUGGCCUCUCUGGCAGGUGAUGGGUGGAAAAGCAAAUCUGAAGGAGAAUUAUGCGGAUCACCAGUAGAAAGAGCAAGAUGUAAAAAGGAAGGACAACAGAGAAAAGCAACAGAAGGAAACAAGGAAAAGAAGAAUGAAUCUAGUCCUGUUCAUGUUGGUGACUGCCAAGAAACACCAAUCCCAGAAGAAAUAGAGAAGGGAAAGCAGAGGAAACCCCACCCAUGUGAGAAAACCAUUGGUUAUAAAUCGUGGCUUAAAUGUCAUAGGAGAAUGAAGAGAGGGGAGAAGCCCUGUAAGUGCUUGGAGUGUAGAAAGAGCUUCAGUCAGAACUCAGAACUUAUUAGACAUCAAAGAAUGCACACUGGGGAUAAACUGUUUAAAUGUUUGGAGUGUGGAAAGAGCUUCAAUCGGGACUCAGCUCUAAGAAGACAUCAAAUAAUUCACACCGGAGAGAAACCAUUUAGAUGCUUGGAGUGUGGAAAGAGCUUCAAUUGGAGCUCAAAUCUUAAGAAACACCAAGGAAUUCACACAGGAAAGAAACCAUUUAGAUGCUUGGAGUGUGGAAAGAGCUUCAACCAGAGCUUUCAUCUUAGAGAACAUCAAAUAAUUCACACAGGAGAGAAACCAUUUAAAUGCUUGGAGUGUGGAAAGAGCUUCACUCGGAGCUCAAAUCUUAGAGAACACCAAGGAAAUCACACAGGAGAGAGACCAUUUCAAUGUCUGGAGUGCGGAAAGAGCUUUAGUUUUAGCUCAAAUCUUAGAGAACAUCGCAGAAUUCACAGAGUUAUCAUACAAAUGCCUGAAGUGUGGAAAGAGCUUCAGUCAGAGCUCCAAUCUCUCAAAACAUGAAAGAAUUCACACGGGAAAGGAUAUACAUAUUCAUAAUGUAGAAAGAGCUUCCAUCUCGAUUCUCCUUCCAGAAGAUGAGGUAGAGGAGAGUGGUUCAGAGAUUGUCCUGCCUCCACUCUCCUCUCCCCCACGUUUGAAAGAACCAGAGAGAGGACAGAGGAGCUGCUGUGGUUGCCGUGGUGGGCAGCACCUGUCCAGAGCACACUCCUGUGGAGUGGAGGAAAGGCAGGCUGGAGUGGGCCAGGGCAGGCAUGAGGCGAGAGAGAGGAGGUGGGCACACUGAAGGUGUAUCCCAUGGCAGUGCCCACUCAUCUGGUCCCUGCCCCUCCCUAGCUGGUUACGUCACACUCAAAAGGUCUGCUCCUUAACUGAAGUAUGUUGGUGCCAUACGGUGAACACUCUCCUUGCAGCUAUGAACACUCUCCUUGCUGCUCAAGAUAGAUUCUGUGAACGAGAAGCCAACUGGAUCCCCCUGGAUGGGAAAUCCAAGGACUGGAUCUCCCUGGUGUGCUGCACAGAGGCAGCUGCUGCCAGCGUAUCCAUCCCUGCAUAGUUCCUCACAUUUCCAACGCCAAGCGGGCCUCUUCUGUUGGAACCAGAGUCCACAGGGCCAGCUGAGCAGGCAUGUGGGGAUGUUGGGCAGGCACACGGGGAGACUACACCUCUCAUAUCCCCACACCAUUUCCCAGCGAGCCCCAUGCGCCCCUGUGGUGAGGAACAGCCAGGGAAUGACCCAUACUGGGAACAGCUCCUCUACCUAGCAUCAGGAGGGUGCUGGAAAUUCAUGGGAAUCUAUGGUCCGAGACACACCAUGGGAGAGGCGCAGAAUGUCCACCACAAGGCAUUGGAUAGUCGGAACUAUCAAUGGGAGGAGUCUGUGGUGGUUUUUUUAAAAUAAGAGAUUUCCAAGAGACGAUUUGCUAAGCAAAUUUUGUUAAUGCAAUAGAAGGUAUCUCUUUUUAUUGUUUAUUUCUGUAUUUUUACGAAAUGCCUCAAUUAGUUUUGACAUUAAUUUUUGCUUAUCUUCGCCACUGUAUUCUGCAAUUGAUAGCAUGUAUUGAUAAUGUGUUUUCCCUUUUUCAUAAUAAAUGUUUUAAACAGGCCCCAUCCAGAAGA
Molecule: messenger RNA, 3292 nt
Organism: Hemicordylus capensis (graceful crag lizard)
Lineage: Eukaryota; Metazoa; Chordata; Lepidosauria; Squamata; Cordylidae
Product: zinc finger protein 501-like
Exons: 6
Coding region: 608-2176 (522 amino acids)
Biological process (GO): regulation of transcription by RNA polymerase II
Molecular function (GO): DNA-binding transcription factor activity, RNA polymerase II-specific; RNA polymerase II cis-regulatory region sequence-specific DNA binding
Source: RefSeq, a predicted model, not a curated record